GAGAAAAUAUCAUAUCUCUCUUGGAGAUGGAACGCACUAAAUCUCUACCUGAAGUGGAUUCGUCAACAAAAACGGCACAUCCGUACAGUCACGUGAACAUAGACUACACCAAACUUCGACAUCUUCAACGAACUGUUAGGGCGCAUGCAAAUUUUUCGGAAUACAUUCCAUUAGGGUUAUUAUCGAUUUUCUUUAUCGAGAUUAACAAAUACUUGUCAUCGACUUGGAUACAUGUUGCGUGUGGAGCAUUAUUAGUGUCGAGGAUUUGUCAUGCUGAAUUGGCAUUUAAUGACAAUAAUAAUAAGUUAGCAGUUAACAUAUGGAGACGAGUAGGAAUGGGCCUUACUUUUUUAACUUUAUUAAUUUCUGGAAUCAUUAAUGGAUAUAAUUUUUUAUUUUGA
This is a messenger RNA of Dentiscutata erythropus, 401 nucleotides long. NCBI's taxonomy places the organism in Eukaryota, Fungi, Glomeromycota, Glomeromycetes, Diversisporales, Gigasporaceae. The record is from the annotation of a GenBank genome assembly.